AAUCAAACCAAUCUGGGCCGCACAGAAUAAUGCCUAGGGCAAAAGCUCGAGAGGUGGGGAGGCCAGUGGAGUUCAUGUAGCGUUGAAUAGAUGGCCGGAGCCAAGGAAGAUGGAAAUUACUCGAGGAAAAAAAAAAAUGUCGGCGUUUUAGGGAGAGGAGGAGGAGGAGUGUGGGAAAGAAGGAUUGUGAAAAAGCAAGGGCGACUGCUAGAAGCAAGGCCCCAGCCAGUGUACCCCUCUUCCAGUUGAAUCGCGAGUGGCACAGGGGAGGGAUUAGGCAGCUGUCCUUUGCUUGAUUGAUUGAUGCGGGCAAGAUUUUUCGAACUAAAAUGUAGAAACUAAUAUUUAUAAAUACGUUUACGAAUAGCAAUACAAUGUCAAUGCAUAACGGGAUGAAAUACGCACUUUAUACGCACUUUAAUCCAGCAGCAUUUUGUCACGUUAAGUGUAUUUUCGCGCAGCUACCUGUGAAAGCGGCAGCUGAUCCGUCUCAGACACCGCUGUAAAUAUGGCCCUUCUGCUUAACUUCACCAUUGCAAACUCACGUUUUUUUUAAAACAAGGACACUUCACUUGGUGUUGCGACCAGGAAAAGAGUUCAUGCAUGUUACAUUUAGUACACAUUUUGAGGCUGUUAUCGCCUAAUUUAGUGGACAAAAGGAACCAUUUGCAAUUGAUUAGCUAGUAAGCUAACUAGCUGGAUAGUUGCUUUCGUAAAUAAACCAGCUAACGUUAGCUAUUUUGUUUAGCGACCUUGUAUUGAACAAGUAAACGUUCGCAAUAAAUUCAGUUUAAAGUUCUCUGAAACUGAAUUUCUACUUCACUCAAUUGUCUCACUCGGACCGCUUUUCCUUCAUAUGAUUGAAAGCCAAUCCAAUAAUUUGCUUGCUAUUGCUAAACCAUCAAGAAGCUCUACUAGUUGUCUUUGUUGCUGCGAGAAAUGGCAGCAGUCGGGUUUUAACAUGGUGGGUGAGUGCCAUCAGUUAGGACCGUGGACAUUAACCCGGUUUCACGAUAAGACAUGUAUGAUUCGCACCAAUGUCGUAUCCUUGAACACGAACGUCCGCCAACAUGAUGGCUGCCCAGUCGGAAUCCAUAGACAAGUACCUGGAGGGAGAGCAGCAGAUGCUGGGGGCGGAGCAGGCGGACGGUGACGAGGGUUUGGAUGCAGCCUCCAGUCCCACCCCCACUGAGCCCCAGACCCCCAUGGAUGUAGAUAAGGCUUCCAUAUACCGGCAUCCCUUGUUCCCUCUCCUGGCCCUGCUCUUUGAGAAAUGUGAGCAGUCUACACAGGGCUCAGACUGUGUCACGUCAGCCAGCUUUGACGUGGACAUUGAGAACUUUGUCCGCAGCCAGGAGAAAGAGGGCAAAGCCUUCUUCAGUGAGGACCCUGAUCUCGACAAUCUGAUGGUGAAGGCCAUCCAGGUGCUGCGGAUCCACCUGCUGGAGCUGGAGAAGGUCAGCGACCUGUGUAAGGACUUCUGCAGCCGCUACAUCUCCUGCCUCAAGACCAAGAUGAACAGCGAGACGCUGCUGAGUGGAGAACCUGGCAGCCCCUACUCAUCUGGACAGGGUUUCUCCCCCACCAAGAUACAGACGUCCAGCUCUUUCACAGGAACCCUCAGUCCCCAGGGGAUUGUGGUGCCAGCAUCGGCCCUGCAUCAAGGCAACGUCACCGUGACAACAGUCAACCCCACACAGGUUAUAGCAGGUAUGUCACCCUGGCAUACAACAACCACAGGUGGCACAGUCUACCAACCAGUCACAGUAGUCAACUCACAGGGCCAGGUGGUGUCACAGACCCUCUCGCCCCAGACCAUACGCAUCCAGAACACACAGCUCCAGCUGCAGCUCAACCAGGACCUGAGUUUCUUCAACCACGACGACAGCUCACCCAAGAACAAGCGUGGCGUUCUUCCCAAACAAGCCACCAACGUCAUGCGCUCCUGGCUCUUCCAGCACAUCGGGCACCCCUACCCCACAGAGGAUGAGAAGAAGCAGAUUGCUACCCAAACUAACCUGAGCCUCCUCCAAGUCAAUAACUGGUUCAUAAACGCGCGGAGGCGAAUCCUGCAGCCCAUGCUGGACGCCAGCUCUUCGGAGACACCCAAAACCAAGAAGAAACCUCCUCCGAACAGGCCGCUACAGCGCUUCUGGCCUGACUCCAUCGCCACGGGGAUGACCCAACAACAGGUCCAGAUGCCAGAUGGAACCACGGUGAUGAUGAGUGUGGAGGGUCUCCGGAGCCUGACAUCAGACGGUGCCACGCUGGCCGUGCAGCAGGUGAUGAUGGGCGGGCACAGCGAGGACGAAUCAGGAGACAGCGGGGACGAGGACGAUGAUGACGACAUGGCUGGGCUGGGCCUGGACAACAGCGACUCCCUGCAGUAGGACACAGACGUACUGUUCACACAAGCACGAAGACAUACACACUUAAUAACAAACUUUAGUGUGUGUGUGUGUGUGUGUGUGUGUGUGUGUGUGUGUGUGUGUGUGUGUGUGUGUGUGUGUGUGUGUGUGUGUGUGUGUGUGUGUGUGUGUGUGUGUGUGUGUGUGUGUGGUGGUUAAGACCAUCAACUGACCCAUUAUGUAGGUAGGCUGAUAAUGAAUAAGGCGGGCUGAUAAUGAAUUGCAACACACACUUAGAACCAAAUCAGAGCCAUUUUUGAUGCUCUGCUAAAAAUAGGAUGGCUCAGAUUAUGUAUGUACUGUAGAUAGACUGGUGUUGCAUGGCGAGUACACAAUGCAAGUAUACUCUCUCUCGAUCGGUUUACACAGAGCACAAGCACUGGACAUACGGGAUCGCUCCUGAUGUCCCUUUAAUGAAUGGAGUGUGUGUGUGUGUGUGUGUGUGAGGAGUUCGAUUUCAGAAAGCGUUUUUACUACGUCGUCUGCUUGUGUAGGCCGGUGUUUUUCUGUAUAAUAUUACAUUUUACAUUUACAUUUAAGUCAUUUAGCAGACGCUCUUAUCCAGAGCGACUUAAUAUCAUUGUAUGUUCCAAAAGGCCGAGAACGGAAGCAGCCACAACAACAACAAAAAUCAUAAAGUGUUAAACACACUGAAGCUCCGUUACUAAAUGUUGAAUGAUUUCUUAUUUUUGGAUUUAAUCUCUUGUUGGUUGCCAACACUUUCAAGUUGUAUCUGUAAUGGGUUUUUGUUCACUUUGCAUGCCUGUGUUUGACUACAUGUGCCUACUCUGAUUAGGACUGGCUUACAGGCAGAGCCCAUGGUGUACAGGAAGACCCUAUAGGUCCAGAAAAGCCCAUUAGGAAAAUUAAAGUAAAGAGGCUUAUUUUUAUAUACAAACAUGAGAAGUAUGUUUUUUGUUUGGUGUUCUCUUGUUUUGUUUGGAAUGUUUAUGUACAAAAGUUUUGUUAUUGAAACUAGCGGCCCUGUUUUCCAGGGUCCAAUUAAGUUUUCUAAAUAUUGAGGACAAAUGAGAAGAAAAAAAAUUGAUUAUGUCAAAUGGUUUUUAACACGAUCCGAAAAAGCCUUAUUUACAGUUAACUGCCAAAAUAAACCAGUGGGCUCUACA
This is a messenger RNA of Oncorhynchus gorbuscha (pink salmon), 3535 nucleotides long. RefSeq names its product pbx/knotted 1 homeobox 1.1 (gene pknox1.1). The transcript is spliced from 11 exons. Gene Ontology annotation, molecular function: DNA-binding transcription factor activity, RNA polymerase II-specific; RNA polymerase II cis-regulatory region sequence-specific DNA binding. The record is from RefSeq and is a predicted model, not a curated record. Lineage: Eukaryota; Metazoa; Chordata; Actinopteri; Salmoniformes; Salmonidae. Gene Ontology annotation, biological process: angiogenesis; regulation of transcription by RNA polymerase II. The coding region runs from base 1071 to 2390 and encodes 439 amino acids.